This is a messenger RNA of Parnassius apollo (apollo), 414 nucleotides long. NCBI's taxonomy places the organism in Eukaryota, Metazoa, Arthropoda, Insecta, Lepidoptera, Papilionidae. The record is from the annotation of a GenBank genome assembly.
UUGAACAUUAGCGGUGUAACCGAAGAAGACAUAAAAUUAAAAAUUAAAAAUAACAUCCCAGAGCAGCAGUCACAGGUGACAGAAUACGAAAACACAGAGAAGAGUCAGGAAACUCCUCAAGCAAAAGAUAGCGGACAUUCUCAGACCUCAAAAGAUGAACAGCCUCUCGCGAAUAUAACUCAAGCGCCGAGAAACCGGAAAAGAUGCAGUGAUACACCAAUAGACAAGACUAUAAAGCAGUUGAAAAUCAUUAGCGAUGAUGCUAAAAAUAACACCGAAGAUGAAUUUGACUUAUUCUGUAGAAGUUUGGCUGUGCAGUUAAAGCGAAUGCCACUACAUCGAGCUUUGAUUUGUCAACAGAAAUUACAAGAAGUUCUAACGCUUCCACCCUCUCUCAUAAUAAUAAAUGUAUAA